UGUCUCGCAGCCAUUUUAUUAAACAGUGGCAUCUUGCAUGUCUGUCCAGACGCUUGUGCACAUUUGCUCUCGCAAUUCACCUGUGUCUUGUUUUAUUCUAGAGAUCUAGUGAGAUUUCAUGGUGCUGUUAGGCACAAAAAAUUUGACUAACGCUUACGGCGGUGUCUGCAGAGGCCAAGUCAAUACAGGCCUCAACAUUCGACACCUGAGCACUUCGACGCUGCGUAACUUGUUCUUCAAGUUGUGUAAAGCCUGCCAGCUGAAUAAGAUGGCCUCAAUUCCGCCGUCGGCUUUCCAUGCAGGGCGUAUCCGAGAAACCCAGCAUGAAAGUCGUGAUAUGAAGCUGUCUACCACUUGUAAAAGCGGCGGCUCUGGGAAAUAUUUUAAUACCAACUUAAUGGAGCUGUCCCCAUUGAAAUAUAAUAGCAAGUUGAUGAAUAGUAUCUGGGGACUGUACAACCGCUAUUCUCCCCACAAUGUGAAAAAAGUGAACGACGCUCAUGGUAUCAAGGCGGAAUUGCAGCAGUCAGCUUGCAAUUCCGCGAAGAAUGAACCUGUGAUUACUUUGCCGUCGGCGAAGUUGGAUAACGUUUGGGCUGCCAUCAAUGUGUCUCAAUCCCAUUGAUUUCCCUUUCUUUACUUGUAAAUUGGGAAACUGCCAAGCCCUAUUACUAGUCAUAAGUGAUUUUCAUGAUCUAUAAAUACAUUAAAUAUACUUGCUUUUUCUCGUUAGAAAUUAAAUUGAUUACAAUAUCAAACAAAAA
Molecule: messenger RNA, 764 nt
Organism: Manduca sexta (tobacco hornworm)
Lineage: Eukaryota; Metazoa; Arthropoda; Insecta; Lepidoptera; Sphingidae
Exons: 4
Coding region: 119-625 (168 amino acids)
Source: RefSeq, a predicted model, not a curated record